GUGAGCAGGGGCCGGGGGCGGGGCGGUUUAUUGGCGUGCGUUUAUUUCUGUGUUUGCCGCCCCCUCCCGCAGCGGUUAUGGGGGGGGGGCGGCCAUUACCCGGUGCCCGGGUGUUGCGGGGCUCGGGGGUGUCGUGGCGGGGCGGGGCGGCUGGGGAAAAUGGGGAACCCGUACACUCCUGGGCUAGUUCCUGAAAGACAUGGAGCUAUUUGUCUAGAAACUUGCUUAAUUAACGUUUCCUUUUACAGUCAGCUAAUGCCCCUGCCCAGGUCAAGGGCUGCGUUGUUUUCCAGUAUUUGCGCCCGUUAAGUGCCGCUGGAGGAUCAGUAAUGGACACGUUAUCGAUCCCUUUCCAGCAGGGAUUGGCACGUUUCAACCCCGUCGUCCUCGGUUUAUUAAAAACAAUCUCUUAGUCAUAGCGGCGUGUAUUGCUGGAAGAGCACGCCGAGGGAUUCGUCUGCCAACCUGGUCGCGGUCGGGUGCUCUGGAAGCCCUACCUGCUCUGUGAGGUGUGGCGGGAGGCAAAGUGCUGCGCGGCUGGACGAGCCCGCGCACGCAGGUCUCGCCCGAAUCCCUUCACAGCCCUCCUGUUUUCAUCAGUAACCCAGAGAAAACCCUACGUGCCCAAUAAGAGCACUGACACAUUGCAAGCCAACCUGAUGGCGUCCUCUACUGCUGUGCCUGUAGGAUUUCACUAUGAAACAAAAUAUGUAGUUCUCAGCUACCUGGGGCUUUUAUCACAAGAGAAGCCACAGGAGCAUCCUCCUGCUUCAACUCAAGGGACUCAACAGCCUAUGGCACAACAUGCUUCAGAGAAAGAGGCUUUGGAGAAGAUUAAAAUAGAAAUCGAGGAGGAGCUAAAACGUCUUGAUGAAGAGAUCUUGGAAGCAUUUACCACUACAGGAUUUGACUGCCACACUUCACCAGUGUUCAGUCCUGCCAAUCCAGAGAGCUCAAUAGAAGAUUGCCUGGCUCAUUUGGGGGAGAAAGUGUCCCAGGAAAUGAAAGAGCAUCUGCACAAAGCAUUGGAGAUCUUGCUUAGCAAGCCAGUGACAUACCAAGAAUAUCGCGAGCGCACACAAGAGACAGCUGCUCAUGCCAGUGGAUGGAACAAGGUCUUGGUACCCCUGGUUCUGCUACAGCAAUUCCUUAUGGAGUUAACCAGAAGAGGCCAGGAACCACUGAGUGCACUUGUGAACUUUGGGGUGACAUAUCUAGAAGACUAUUCUGCAGACUAUAUCAUUCAACAAGGAGGAUGGGGGACGGUCUUCAGUUUGGAAUCGGAGGAGGAGGAGUAUCCCGGCCUCAUCGCAGAGGACAGCAAUGACAUCUACAUCCUGACCAGCGACAACUCAGGACAGGUGAGCCCCCCGGAGUCCCCCACGGUGACCACGUCGUGGCAGUCAGAGAGCCUGCCCGUCUCCCUGUCAGCGAGCCAGAGCUGGCACACGGAGAGCCUGCCCGUCUCCCUGGGACCCGAGUCCUGGCAGCAAGUGGCCAUGGAUCCUGAAGAAGUCAAAAGCCUGGACAGCAACGGAGGGGGCGAAGAGAGGAGCGAGAACAACUCUUCCAACUCAGAUAUUGUUCACGUGGAGAAGGAAGAGAUACCGGAGGGGAUUGAGGAAGCGGUGGUGUCUGCAGUUGCUGCGGAGACUAUGCAGGCAGCGUUUCCAGAACCCCCUGCUUCUUUACAGGAAGUAAAACCACCUCAAGCUGAAGUUGUGGCUGAAAAAGCACAUCCCUCCGUGCUUCCGCGUACAAAACAGGAGGAAAAGGGAAAAGCGGCUGAAGAGCUUGUUGAACCUGAAAUCCCCAUAUUAAGUAAACCUGUCCCAAAGUUAGCCCCAUCAGAAGAAAAGGCUGCACCAGAACCUGAGAAAAUACUGCUACCAGGGGAAAAAAAAGUGGGGAAAGAGGGCCGUUUGGAAGAAAUAGAAGAGAAAUCUUCCGCUGCAGAGGAGAAGCCUAUCUUAUUGCCAGAAGGGAAAUCUAUACUGCUGUACGGUGGGGCUGCUGCAGUGGCGAUACUAGCUGUGGCGGUCGGAGUAGCGCUGGCGCUUAGAAAAAAGUAACAGAGCUCUCUGGAGGAGGAGGAGGAGGGAGAGAGAAGAGAGCACGAUCCAAUUUUUGUAGUUGUGUUACCUAAAGGUUGAGCCGCCUGCUGUUUAAUUGGACAUUUGAGUAACGUAAUGGUGACGGGGUGAGGUCAUUCAAUAAGCCUCCAGCUAUGGACAAUCAUGUUUUUAGUAGAAUUGGGGCGGGGACUGGUUUUUCGUGAUUAAAGUACAGGGGUAUUUUUAAAAUAAUAAUAAUAAAUUCUGCAAAUUUAAGAACUUAAGUGCAGGUGCUGAAGAAAGGGGUGCUUGUACUCUAGGAACUGGAACGGAGAAUCCCCAGGGGAAGGGGAGAGCCAGCUGCUGCCAACCCCUGGAGUUUUUGGCUUCUCAGACUGACCGCUAUUGCAGCUGUGCUGUCUUGUCACUUCCCUUUGCGCCCCGAGCCCUCCCUAACAAAACGUUAGUGAACCCGAGUCCUGUAGCGAGAGGCUGGUCUCCCUUUUGUCUCGGCUUCCUCUCAGGUACUGCACUGCUCCUCGUAACCUCGCAGGUUCCCCCUAAACCCAAGUGGGAGAGUGCUUAUUCUUACCUCUUUGCUCACACCUGGAUUGGCCCCUAACAGUUCUUGAAGCCCCCGUCCUAUAAAGAUGCUGCCUCUGUUGCUGUGUUCUCUCCGAGCACCCUGGUGUCCCUGGGGGAGAGGCGCAGCAGGGCGCUUCCGGCCGCUGAGGAGGGCGGGAGGGACGCUGCGCUGCGCUUCGCUGGUUUGAGAAUCCAUUCGCUAUGCUCCUGCCUGCCCACCUUACUGCCACCCCCGAGUUACCAGAGAUGCAAAUUCAUGCUGGACGCGGUGCCAUUCUGAUGAGUGCUUUGACACCAGAGUAUAUCUAGCAAAGAUUUGGAAAACUAUGUGUGAAAGGGGCGCUGGUGCCCCCUGUGAAAUUCAGAGGUUAAACGCUGUUUUGCCCCGUAUCCUGCUGCGGUCUGUGUUGUCGUUCCCAGGUUAAGUGCAGUGUGUUUAGUCCUAACUCGGUCUUGGCUGUGACGGAAUCCCAGGCACACAGAGCAGUGGGUUCUAGUAACUACACAGAACAGCAUUAAACGUCUCCUGUUUGUCCGUUCCCGAGCUGACCUGCAGUGUUGUUCAGUGCAAUUUCUUUCGCGAUUCCAAACUGUAACUGGCUAAAUUUGCAGGUUCACAAAUGAUGAGGAAGUUGCUUUGGAAAAAUACAACCCCCUCUUCCUGCAGUCACAACAUUUCCAAUGUGUGUAAAGAGAAAUCCGGGACGUGUUACCAUGCACAAGUCACAUCAGAUCAUGCUGCAAGUGGUCCUCUUCCAGCGCACGUCUGUGUCUGUCCUUGUCUGCACUGCAGCUCUCUGGGCCGGAGCUUAGAUUUCCAGGCAGAAUUACUGAUGCAUCUCUGAGGGUUUAUGCUGGCACUGUGGCUUAGAACAGAUGGAGGUAGGUGAAAGGGGACUUGGGAUAAUACGGAAAUUGAAAUGUGAGCUUCCUGUAUAAGCUUACUCUUCAUAAAGCACAAACACAAGGUACUUUAUUUCUAAACAACGUUGUCUAGAGUAUUUCUUGUAACGAGCCUGUUUCUUAAGUAAUCUGAUAAUCCAGAGAUUUUAGCAUAUUCUCUAUUUUAGCAUAUCCUUGCCACAUUUUCCUAUCCCACCCCGUAUCCCAGUAUGCUGGUAAGUCAGUAAGAACCUGGCAGAGUUUAGGGAAUUUUUUUUGUUUAGCUUUUUUGAGAGUGGAUUUUGUAGAAAACUUGGAUUUUGAACUGUGUGAGGUUGAAUGCAGAGAGGAGGGAGUGUUACAUAUGUACUGCUGCUCGCUCGGGUGUUCUGGACUCCACUGUUGAUCAUAGGUGGCUCUUUUGCUUGCGCGUAAGAGGUAGCAGGUUAUCCUU
Cygnus atratus (black swan) is the source of this 3975-nucleotide messenger RNA. RefSeq names its product BCL2 like 13 (gene BCL2L13). NCBI's taxonomy places the organism in Eukaryota, Metazoa, Chordata, Aves, Anseriformes, Anatidae. The record is from RefSeq and is a predicted model, not a curated record. Gene Ontology annotation, cellular component: mitochondrion. The transcript has 7 exons. Gene Ontology annotation, biological process: regulation of apoptotic process; apoptotic process. The coding region runs from base 660 to 2072 and encodes 470 amino acids.